AUGUCUCGGUUUUUCGCUCUGAAUUCUCUGCUAUUUUUGAUUUUGACGGAAACUACUGCCAGUCAGCUUUACACUAAUAUCUGGGCCGUAAAAGUGAGUGGCGGCCGACAAGCAGUCGAGAAGUUAGCGCAGAAGUACAACUUCUCCUAUCUCCGGCAUCUCUUUGAUGACUAUCAUACUAUAAAAAGUGUGAAAAAGUCUGGGAAGACCUUGCUAUCAUCAGAAAUUGACAGCAUUUUGCGUUCUGAGCCAAAGGUUGAAUGGUUUAUGCAUCAGAAAGAGAAAAAGUAUAAACUUUUACAGAUAAACCCAGAACUUCGUGAGAUGUGGUAUAUUAAAAGACCUGAGGGAUCUAAUGAACCAACACUCAAUGUCAUUUCUUCUUGGAAAUCUGGCUAUACAGGAAGAGGAAUUGUGGUGGGAGUAGUUGAUGAUGGAGUUGAUGGCAGUCAUCCUGAACUAAGAGACAACUAUAGAUGGGAUUUGAGUUACGAUUAUGUGGCUGACAAACAGGUGUCAUUUGGAACACCAGUACCAGGACAUGGUAAUAAAUGUGCAGGCGUCAUAGCUGGAAAACGCAAUAAUGGUUUAUGUGGUGUGGGAAUGGCUUAUGAAGCUAACAUUGCAGACAUUCGUUUUCUUGAUGAUGAAAACGGCGCAACUGAUGCAACAGAAUCUGCAGCCUUGGUGCACAAGCUAGAAAUUAUUGGCAUAUACUCCAACAGCUGGGGACCUGACGACUCGGCAUGCCAAAUAGAGGGUCCUGGACCGCUGACCAGUGCAGCCUUAGAAAAAGGCAUUAAAGAGGGUCGCCGUAAACGAGGUGCCAUCUACACGUUUGCAGCUGGAAAUGGCGGUAUAGUGGAGGACAGCUGUGCAUACGAUGGUUAUGUGAAUAGCGUUUACACUAACGCCAUCAACGGUGUGAAUAAAGAUGGAUCCCGUCCCAGCUUCGCAGAAGAAUGUCCUGCAAUCAUGGCCACCGCGUACAGUAGUGACAUGGGUGAAGGAAUUGUAACUGUUGAUAACGCAAAGGGUUGUGUCAAUGAUUUCACAGCUUCGUCAGCGGCUACUGCCAUUGCAUCAGGACUGAUUGCACUGACCCUACAAGCAAACUCUAAUUUGACUUGGCGUGACGUCCAACACAUCAUAGCCAACAGUGCAAGAGCAGCGCCCGGUGGAGUGUGGCUCAAACAAGGCCAUUGGCUGCAAAACAAGGCAGGGUUUAAUAUUAGCAGGGUUUAUGGCUUUGGGCUCAUGGACGCUGUCAUGAUGGUGAUGUUAGCAAGAACAUGGAUGGCGGUGCCAGCACAGAUAAAAUGCGAGAUCGAAGGCAGUGACAAAGACAUAAAAAUCCCUGGAAUGGUUUCAAUAGAAGUGAAAGAUUGUGCAAUUAAAUUUCUGGAGCACGUGCAGAUCAGAGUCAAUCUUAAUUUCUCUCGCCGUGGCGACUUGUCCCUGCAGUUGAGAGCACCAAGUAACACAACAUCUCCAAUGACUCGAAAGCGGCGCAUAGACAACUUAAAAGGAUUCAGAAACUUGACUGACUGGAUUAUUAAAUCUCUUUUUCACUGGGGAGAAGACCCGAAUGGCAAAUGGGAGCUAAAAAUUGAUGAUUUUGACAAGCGAUAUCCAAGUUCAGGUCAACUUCACAGCUGGUCCUUGAUAUUGUAUGGCACUUCUGUAAACCCCCUUAAAUCAGAACCGAGGAGCGAAAUAGAUUCGACACGGGCUAUACCUCCUGAGGAACCCACGCGACCGAUGGAAACAGUCACCCCAACUGAACAACCCUUGUCAACAGCCAAACCAACUGAACAACCCUUGUCAACAGCCAAACCAGUCACCCCAACUGAACAACCCUUGUCAACAGCCAAACCAACUGAACAACCCUUGUCAACAGCCAAACCAACUAAAGUAUCAUGGUGGAAAAUUGUGAUGUUCAUCGUACUGGGUUUACUUGCGAUGUCAAUACCGUUUGUUGUGUAUUGGUAUUGUCGAUUCUACAAAAAACAAGAUAACAACGCUGUAACCGUGCAGCAAGGAACAGUGAAUCGCAGUGGUCCGAGCUUCAACGUGUCUUUCAGCUGUUCCACAGAAAGUAUCAGAACGUGA
Molecule: messenger RNA, 2112 nt
Organism: Pocillopora verrucosa
Lineage: Eukaryota; Metazoa; Cnidaria; Anthozoa; Scleractinia; Pocilloporidae
Source: RefSeq, a predicted model, not a curated record